Molecule: messenger RNA, 3115 nt
Organism: Mangifera indica (mango)
Lineage: Eukaryota; Viridiplantae; Streptophyta; Magnoliopsida; Sapindales; Anacardiaceae
Product: receptor-like protein 15
Exons: 6
Coding region: 608-2977 (789 amino acids)
Molecular function (GO): protein binding
Source: RefSeq, a predicted model, not a curated record
UUAGCUUCUCAUUCCCAGAAUUUCAACUACUUGUUUUUUUUUUUUUGGUUGUGAAUUUAUGAUAUAAUUAGACAUUUAAAAAUAAAUAUAUGAAACAAUUUUAAUUUUGUGAAAUUGUUUGACUAUUUCAAGGUUGAGUAGCUUGGAGAGCCUAGAUUUAAGUUCCAACAAUUUCAAUAAUAGCAUCUUAUCAUCUUUGGGUGGUCUUUCUUCGUUACAAUCUUUGGUUCUAGCAGAUGUUGGAUUGAAGGGAAGUGUUGAUGUUGAAGGAUUAUAUUCUUUGAAAAACUUAGAGGAGCUGGACAUGGGGGAGAAUAACAUUGACCAAUUUGUCAACUCCAAAGAUCAUAAAGGCUUGAAGAAGUUGAAUGUCCUCUAUCUAAAUGAAAUUGAAACCACUAAUACAAGUGUUUUUUUACAAUCAACAUUAAAUUCAUUUCCAUCUUUGAGGACUCUCGACCUUUCAGAAAAUAUUUUUAAUAGAACAGUAAUUGUUUGAGAGUUGCACAAUUUAACCAAUUUAGAAGAAUUGUGGCUGGAUAGAUCUAAGCUCCAUAUAAGCUUUCUACAAAAUGUUGCCACUAUUUCUUCACUGAAACGUUUGUCAAUGUGGGAUUGUGAAUUCAAUGGAUUCUCAUAUGAUCAAGGUCCAAUCGCUUUCAAAAAGUUGGAAAGUUUGAUCAUGACUCAUACCACUCUCAACAAUAGCUUUUCUAAAAUCUUUAGACCAAUAACUUCACUUAAACAAUUAUUACUGUCUGGUUGUGGACUCAAUGACACAUUAUAUGAUCAAGGUGUGUGUGAGAUGGUUCAUUUGCAAGAGUUGCAUAUUGACUACAAUAAUUUACGGGGUAGCUUACCAUCAUGUCUUGCAAAUUUGACUUCACUUCAACAAUUAUAUAUCUCUUCGAAUCAAAUAACUGGAAACAUCUCUCCCCUUAAGGAUCUUGCAUCCAUCAAAGUUCUUCACAUUUCAGACAAUCUCCUUCAAAUACCAAUUUCGCUUAAUUCAUUUUUUAACCUUUCAAACCUCAAAGAUUUUGAGAGUGAAAAUAACCAAUUAUAUGUGGAGACCAUGUCAGAUUCCUUGAUCCCAAAGUUUCAAUUAAAUUCCAUAACGUUGUCUGGUUAUGGAAAUGUUGGCACUUAUCCCAAAUUUCUUUAUCAUCAACACAACUUGCAAGAAGUUCACCUCUCCCAUAUUAACUUAGGUGGAAAUUUUUCUUAUUGGUUAUUGUAUAACAAUACCCAAUUGGAAACACUUCAUCUACAUAAUAAUUCUCUUUCAGGAACUUUUCAAGUGCCAUUUGAGGCCAAUUUGAAUUUAAGAGCAUUACAUGUCUCCUUCAAUUUCUUUCAUGGUCAAAUUCCAAUAGAUAUUGGUGCAAAACUACCAAACCUAAUUUAUUUAAACAUGUCUAGAAAUGGUUUCAGUGGUAGUAUUCCAUCUUCUUUUGGUGGUAUGAAGUCAUUGAAAAUUUUGGACUUAUCUAACAAUAGAUUGUCCAGUAGAAUACCUGAACACUUAGUCAUGGGUUGUUUCUCACUAGAAGUACUUAUGCUAUCAAAUAACGAUUUGCAAGGUCAAAUCUUUUCCAAUAAUUUGAACAUGACGAGAUUGUUGUUGUUACACUUGGGUGGAAAUCGUUUUAGUGGAAAGAUUUCAAAAAGCUUGUUAAACUGCUCUUUAUUAGAAAUACUAUAUCUCAAUGAUAACCAUUUCUCAGGCGAGAUCCCAAGAUGGUUUGGAAAUCGAUUAAAUUUAUAUGAUAUAGUGAUGCCUAAUAAUCAAUUUGAAGGUCCACUUCCGAAGGAACUUUGCCAAUCUGGAUCUCUUGAAAUUUUAGACCUUUCAGAUAAUAAUAUCUCUGGAAGUUUACCAUCCUGUUUUGGUAGUGCAGGUAUCAAACAAAUUCACUUGUCAGGAAAUAAAUUACAAGGACAACUAAAAGAUGCUUUCUACAUUAAUAGUUCCUCCUUGGUGGUUUUAGAUCUUAGCUAUAACCACUUAGAAGGAAACAUUCCAAAUUGGAUUGGGAAACUCCCUUCUUUAGGUUACUUGAUCUUAAGUAACAACAACCUUGAAGGUGAAUUACCUAUUCAAUUGUGCAAUUUGGGAGAGCUACGCUUGAUAGAUCUUUCGAAAAAUAAUCUUCAUGGUAAAAUUCCUUCUUGUUUACAUUUUACUGCCCUCUUUGAAGGAAAUGGGAAUGAUGAAACUUUAAAUGUUGGCUUUGAGGAUAUAAUUCAAUAUAUUUAUGGAGAUGAGACUUCUGAAGCAAAUAUGAAUGAUGAGCUUCCAAGAGGAAGUGAAGAACCUAUAAAAAUUAUUACAAAAAAUAUAUCAUGCUCUUAUAAAGGAAAAAUCCUCAAAUCUAUGUCUGGAAUUGAUAUGUCAUGCAAUAAAUUGUCCGGUGGAAUUCCUCGUACAAUAGGAAAUCUUACCAGGAUUCGUACUCUUAAUCUCUCUAAUAAUAAUUUGAUAGGAUCAAUUCCAGUGACAUUCUCAAAUCUCAAACAAAUUGAGAGCUUGGAUCUUUCCCAUAAUAAUUUGAGUGGAGAAAUUCCUGCUGAACUAGUAGAGAUAUAUACUUUGUCUGUAUUCAGUGUAGCAUACAAUAAUUUAUCGGGCAAAACACCUGCAAGAAUUAAACAAUUUGCAACAUUUGAGGAGAGUAGCUAUGAAGGGAAUAAAUUUCUUUGUGGAUUGCCAUUAAAUAGAAGUUGUAACCCAUUGGAAUCACCAUCAUUGGCACCGAAAGUUUCAUCAGGUAAUGAAGAAGAUAAUAGUGAUUUUAUUGAAAUGGACAUCUUCUAUAUAAGUUUUGUGGUGACGUAUAUAAUUGUGCUUUUAGCAAUUGCUAUAAUUUUGUAUGUGAAUCCAUAUUGGCGACGGUCUUGGUUUUAUCUUGUGGAGGUGUGGAUGUUCUCUUGCUACUACUUUGUUAUUGACCAUCUCACAAAACUUUGUCGUUAAGUUGUAUUGUAAUAUUAUAUAUGUAAACUUUGUUCUCCGGCUGAAAACGUUUUUUUCUAUCUGUUAUUGGAAGGUGAAGUAGUUAUUUUGAAAUCUGUAAAGUUGAAGGCAAGUGAAAGAGCUGUUGUUAAACUCUGC